UUAUCCUUCAGUUUACAGGACCUGCUGACAACAGAAGGCUACAAUGCCAAGAAACCGGAAGAAACCAUCACAUAGCAACCGAGAACCGAAGGGAGGAAAAAGCCAAGGUAUGAACCCCCUUAACAGUGCCAAGGAUGUGAUGCAAAUUUGUGACCUUUGUGAAACCAACGUGGUACAAAUGCACUGUGACGCAUGUCUUGUCAACCUGUGUAGGGCCUGUGUAGAAGAACACAUGACCUCUGAUGCAACCAAGACUCACAAACUCUCUGAAAGGGUCUCUGUUGUUAAUAAAGUAUCAGAGGCUAAGCAAACUUUGGACCCUCAAACCAGUGCCCAGGACGUGUUACGAUGUGAUAACUGCGAAACUAAUGAGAUACAGCUACAGUGUAAAACAUGCCUUGUCUACCUAUGCACAGCACAUGUAGGAGAACACAUUAUUUUUGAUAAAGCCAAGGACCAUAACAUCGUCAUGCGUCAGUCAAGACAGUUCAACCCCUUCACAAAGCAAGGGAUGGAUUUUCCUGUGAUACUGACCUUUGAACCUAAAGAGGUUGCUGAUGUUGUGGCUGUCCUUAAAACGAUAGAGGAUAUCUAUCCAGAGGAAUCCGAUGCUUCCUUAACUCAUCAGUUACUGCAAUCAUUACACCUUGACGAAUUUAGAAACAGGUUAAAAUCCCUGGAGAGUAGAGUUAUUUUAGUGGAUCCCAGCAAUCUCUGCGAAGAUAGUCACGCUGGAGAUGGUCGAGUGUGUAUUUACAAAGUAGAAGUGAAACCUUCAUACGGACAACUCACAGUGUAUGAGCCCACAGUUUCCUUGGAUCAAUUUAGAAGCAUACAUCAUUUACCAAAAUCAUUUCUUGUGACCAGGGAUUCUGAACCUGUGAUAGACACCAAAUUUGCUGUUGACGAAAAAUACCACAACAUGCUUGAAGAAAACAAAGUUAGAAUCUUCCACGAAUCAGAUUCAAACAAGAAACUUCUUCUUCUCUGUACAAAGUAUACGAUAGAUUCCUUCAAAGAUCGUGUUGAAAAACUUAUUAACAGUAUACCAAUGGACGAGCUUCACCAAAUCGUAAACAGAGCUGCAGAUAUUGCGUUUUCAGAAAAAGAAAUACAAAAAAGAAUUCAAGAGAUAUACAUUGUAAGUGAGGGACACUUUAUUGGAUCAGUUUAUUCAGAGAGUUAUUUCUGUCGCUCGCCAUUCAAAAUUGUACGGAUUAGAGAAGAAUUAAUAGCUGAAACACUUAAAAGUGUUGGAAAGCAGUUUACAGAUAUGCUUUUGAUUGGAUUUUUGGGGAACAUUGAAAAAAUGCUUGAAGCAGAGUUUUCGCACAUGGUUUGUACAAUUAACAUUAGAGAUCAUUCCCUAAUGAACCCAAAAGGUAUUUUAAUAUUUGCAGCUGGUCUUGUAAGUUUUGUUGCGCGAGUUUUGCAUCCAGUGCUUGGAAUUAUAGUUUCCGUUUUUACGAUUUUGCCAGCGGUGGUGACUUUUUUUCAGCCUGUGAAUGUCAACGUACUCGGUGGAAUGGCGGAACAAAGUAGCGAAUAAAAUAUAUAUGAAUAUAUCAGCAAAAAAAUAUGAGAUAACUGCUGAUGUAUUCAGAAAAUUAAAAUCAAUUUGUGAUCAAACUGCGAAAGAACUGAGGGAAAUUGGUGUAAAACUGGCAACAGCUAGU
This is a messenger RNA of Saccostrea cuccullata (small rock oyster), 1676 nucleotides long. RefSeq lists its product as uncharacterized. NCBI's taxonomy places the organism in Eukaryota, Metazoa, Mollusca, Bivalvia, Ostreida, Ostreidae. Gene Ontology annotation, molecular function: zinc ion binding. Bases 44 to 1549 code for a protein of 501 amino acids. The transcript has 5 exons. The record is from RefSeq and is a predicted model, not a curated record.